Rotaria sp. Silwood2 is the source of this 1113-nucleotide messenger RNA. The record is from the annotation of a GenBank genome assembly. NCBI's taxonomy places the organism in Eukaryota, Metazoa, Rotifera, Eurotatoria, Philodinida, Philodinidae.
CAGUAAAUGUAAAUCAAAAUCUUUUGAAAACAUUUUUCACAAAUAUUAUAUGCUCAAACAUAAGCAAAAAAAGAUUUUUUGAUUAGAAAUCUUCGUCGAUAUAAUUAGGUUAAAGCCAAAUACGUAGCUAGUCGUAUCUACGAGGGUGGAUGUGGGGGUUAUUUGAAUGAAAGGUUCCACGCACACCCACACACCCCCAAGGCUUUAUACUUUUUCUACUAUUAGUCGUCGAUUUCUUCUUCUAUUUUAUGUAUCAAAAGACAAAACAAGGUUGUCAGUAUCUUCAUUGAAGAAGAAUUCCAUUUUCUUCAGAUUUUUCUAGCUGAAAGAUUCGUUAUUCGAAACAGUCUUUCAGCUCAUUUCAAAAACCAUUAAAUCACUUUUACUUAACAUGUGUUCUAUAGUAAACGCUAGCUGAAAACAUGUGAAACUUUUACUGUUCUUGUUUUUUUCUACUGACGACGAAAUCAUGUUGUAACAUUUGUCUUUAAAUGAGUGCGUUUUGUCGUUCUUUUCUAUGCAGAGAACGUUCGUUAAUAGAAAAGAAAAAUUUAUUUAUAUUGCUUAUUGAUGCACAUAAUUGAAAUAUAAUUGCAUCUUGUAGCAUUUCAAGGUUAUAUUGAUGGCAAUUUUAGAGAAAAAUGUAUAUUGUUUAUGAAAGCAGAGCGGAGAAAUAAUAAAACAACAGAACAGGAGGAGAAUCGUUUUGUCGAUAUAAAUAUGCGAGUGUUUCUUCAUGUACUUUCAUUACUGACGAGAAGAAAAAACUUGCGAUGGAUGACAAAUUUUCUUAUAAGCCCGUCACAGAUGCAGACAUAGAAUUAUUCAACAAAGUAAAGAAAUUUAUUCAUUUAGAUUCUCUAAAGAUACAUUGAUAUUUUCUUUUAGCAUAAAGAUGCUAUUAAUGCUGCAGUUCGAAGCAAAAUUUCAUCUGUUCCUGCCGAUUUCGAUUUGAAACCGGUACGAAUCGCUUUACCAGAAAAUAAAUUCGUUAAGAUUUCAUUUUUAACAGGUGGAGCUUUUAUGCGACCACCUGAUCAACCUGAUUGGAAACCACCAGGACCUACAAUCUCUGUCGACGACUCGAUAAAAUCAACACCUGAUGAAGAAUAA